Molecule: messenger RNA, 1584 nt
Organism: Mytilinidion resinicola
Lineage: Eukaryota; Fungi; Ascomycota; Dothideomycetes; Mytilinidiales; Mytilinidiaceae
Exons: 1
Coding region: 1-1584 (527 amino acids)
Source: RefSeq, a predicted model, not a curated record
AUGGCAACUAUCUACCGCAAGGCCAGCAGUGUCUUGAUCUGGUUAGGCGAAGAGGACUCAACUAGCAAAUUUGCCAUGGAAUUUGUGCCUAAGAUAAUUCGAAGCGACUUUCAGUGGGAUGGCUCAUGGUGGGAACAAUACGGUUUUAUUACCCUGGCCCAGAUUUUGGAAAGACCUUGGUUUCGACGAGGCUGGGUUCUCCAAGAAGCUGCAUUCUCAACAAACUCAACUAUUUACUGUGGCGACCGUCAAGUCCAUAUGGACCAUUUUGCCAUGACUAUAGACUUGGUUCGGGCUAGGCUCAGCAGCAUACUACCGUCUUUCAGUCGCACAGGAAAUACAAUGCGGACAGAGAUAUUGGCCAACUUUCAUGACUCACCUGCAGUUAAGCUUCUGGAUACCAUCGAAGGUGUAUUCAGAAAGUCUGAGGAUGGACACAUUCUUCAUCGUAGAAUGUCCUUAGAGACGCUUGUGGCUUUGGGGACUUCCAGUGAAACGACCGAUCAGCGAGAUACAAUCUAUGCUUUGUUGAAUCUGGCUAGUGACAUAGCAGCGUGGUCACAGCCCGACCAAUCCGACGCCAUAAUUCCGAAUUACGGCAAGAAUGUACUGGAUGUUUAUGUCGAUUUCAUUCUCCACUGCUGUCACCAUUCAGGGUCAUUGGAUAUCAUUUGCCGUCCUUGGGCGCCAAUUUCGUCCUCUAUAGUACAUACUACUGGCCAAGACAGGCGAGCCGACCACACAUUACUAAAAUACCCGUCAUGGAUAGCGCCCAGAGACGGUUUACCUUUCGGCGAUCCUUCUCGGCGAUUGAAACACCGUUUACAUGGCAAUCCAUUCGUUGGCAGCCAUCAGAAGCCUGUUUACAAUGCUCAUUACGGAUUGAAACCUCAUGUUUCUGUGGGAAGAAAUGAAGUCGACGGGGCAUGUGAUGGGUCAUUUUACGCGAGUGGUAUCAUUCUCGGGGAGGUUGCUCGAAAAUCAACAAGAUUGGCGAGUGCUAUUGUAACGAAAGAGAGUUUGGAAAUCCUUGGAACGAUCUCUCGCAAAUCUCACUCAGAUCUUAUCAAUAUGCCAGACACCAUUUGGCGCACACUUUGUGCAGACCGUGAUGGCAGAGGCCAACCUGCGCCGUCGGUCUAUCGAGUGGCAAUGCUUCACCUGUUGCAGAUCAGCUUUAAGACUCCGAAACCCGAGAGUUCUACUAAUCUGCUCGAGCAUAUGUCUAGUAUUGAUAUUGAAGAACUUUUGGACACCGAAAUACCCAUCCACGUCAAGAAAUACCUUGCGGUUGUUCGGGAUGUUAUUUGGAAUCGUCGAACAUAUAAGUCAAAAGUGAAUGAUGGCAAUAAGGGACCUUUGGUCGGCCUUAUACCUCAAAACGCGAAGGUCGGUGACCAGGUGUGUAUUUUGUAUGGCUGCAGUGUGCCAGUUAUCCUUCGGAAGCUGCCUAGCUCUGAUGAUGAGAGUUGUUGGCAGUUGAUUGGCGAUGCAUACGUUUACGGAAUUAUGGAUGGGGAAGUAAUUCGUUCGGCAUCAACACAGACACUUAAGACCACAGAAACCAAGUUUAAAAUACGAUAA